AUGAAGGACUUGGAAGACAAUGCGUCACAUCAACAGACAAAGCAUGCAAGAUCCUCAUUCGAUUUAGAAGAAACACACAAUCUCACUCAACGUUUGGAAGAAGAUAUUGAUGAGAGAGAACACCACAACAACAACCAAAAAACGAGCUCCUCUAAUUCAACCUUUAAUAUGAUACCUUCACCCUCUCCUAAAUUCCACAGUCAAACGAACAAGAAAGAAGAUUUUUCUUUAAACAAUUCAGAAGCAUCUCCACAUGCAAGAGCGUCCACACCUACCAAGACCGAGAUUCAAACAGGGCAAAAUUUUGUUCGUCUGCAAUCUCCCAAACGUAUUGCCUCAUCUCCAACACGUCAUCCCUUCUCAGAGUUGCGCAUUGAAAAGGUUUCAGAAGAGAGUGAAUCCCAAGACGAGGUUCUACCCAAAAUUAUCACCACUACUACUUCAUCUACUCUAAAGUCACAGCAACCAUCCACCCCCACUCCAUCAAUAACGAUCACUCCAACCUCUUCAGUACCUCCAAAACUCGCUUCGCCUUCUCCUGAAACUCAACAAGCUCAGCCUCUUCCAACCUCCGCAACAACCAACAAUCAAGCAGGAAGUAAUCAGUCUUCAAAACACGCUCAACAAAAUGCUGAGGACGAAGUUCCACAAAAAUCUUUAAAUCCAAAACAAAAACUAAAGAGCAUUCUUUCCGUUUUCAAGCUCACUAAGAAAAAGCAAGAGGAGGCGACACCUGCAGAAUCGUCAUCAGAGACUGAACAAAACAUGCAAGAUAAGGAUGAUAAUCAUUCAGUCUCUCAGAAACUAAAGAAAAUGAACAUGAACAAACUAAUUCCUCCAUUACAACAAUAUUUGAAAGAGAUUGAAGAAACUCUCAAGGAUCAAAAAGAAAAAUUUAACAAAAUGUCACUCAAUUACAAGCUGGAAAAUAAGGACGCCAUGGAGACAUUAUGUUAUUUGAAUUGCCCCAAAACUAAUGCCAAGCAAAGAAUACAAGCUGUGGAAUCAAUCAAAGCCAAUUUAUCGACUGAACAUAAGUGCUUGGCAGUGUUGGAUAUUGUUCAGUGUAGUCCAGUGCCCUUAAUAUCAUCCAAUGUUUUGGAGGCAAGCGAAUCAGAACAGUUUAACAUGCAAGAGCUUGAAAGUAUUGUGGGAGAACAAGUGUCGAGUAUGUGGCAGCUCAUUAUUAAUCAUAUCAAUGCAUUAAGCAAGGUGGAACCAAAAUGGAAAGAGCCACUCUUAAAGUUGUUUUCUGAAGCUCUCUGUCGGUCCAUCGUUCCAUCCACACUUUGCACAUCAGAGACCAAGAACAAGACCAAGUAUAUUCUCAAGACGCUCAUUACCAAAUCUAGAAAUGAUGUUGUUGAACGAAAUAUUCAAUCUGCGAGAGCUAAAAUAGAGAGUGUCAGUGCCAGCACUGUCCCUGCACACACCACAACGCCACCACAAACUCAAGAGACAGUCACCACACCACCAAACAACGAAGAAGAGACUGAAUCAGAGGAUCUUCCAGGUACACUCUCUCAAGUCGCUCAGCGCCCAAAUUCCAGCGUAGUGAAUCGAGUCAAGAAAACUUCUCGCUUAAUCACGAGUGUGAGUGCUUUCAAUCCAACAACCUUUGCGAAGUUGAAUAAGAACAUUCUUGGGGGGGAUGACACUACCUCAGAUUCAGAUGUUGAUAACAUUCUCGCACGACCUCGCUCUGUUUCUGCAUCAGAACAACCUUCAUCAAGACCUUCCAACUUGUCGGUUCUUUCAAAACCCAAAAAUGGAACCAUGGACCUUGAAGACGACCAUGAAGAAGAUGUAUUAGACUUUUAA
Naegleria fowleri is the source of this 1821-nucleotide messenger RNA. RefSeq lists its product as uncharacterized. Bases 1 to 1821 code for a protein of 606 amino acids. The transcript has 3 exons. Lineage: Eukaryota; Heterolobosea; Eutetramitea; Acrasida; Naegleriidae. The record is from RefSeq and is a predicted model, not a curated record.